UAGACAGUCUUUAUUUAAGCCUUGUGAUUCUGUGUAUGCAGUUGUUGACAACUGUUACAGUUAUGACCCAGUAUUUAUUAGGAGAGUUGAUGAUAACCGACCUUCUCUGUCCGUUGAAGAUAGGAAGUUUUUGCAGAUAAUGGAUGAUGGCAUGCAAAAAGAUGAUAGUGGUCAGUGGUGUGCUCCCUUACCUUUUAAAAAUCCUAGGGAACGUUUACCUGACAAUCGAGACUUAGCUUUGAAAAGAGCACGGCUCUUGCAUUCUAGUCUGCGUAGAAAUCCUGCUAAGGAACAGCUACUUGUUGAGUUUAUGUCUAAGAUUUUUGAUAAAGGUCACGCCGAGAUUGCCCCACCCCUCUCCAAGGGUGAAGAAUGCUGGUACUUGCCUGUGUUUGGUGUUUUUCAUCCGAAAAAAACAAACCAAAUCCGGGGUGUGUUUGAUUCGUCAGCUCAGUUUGGGGGUAUAUCUUUGAACUCCGUCUUACUUAGUGGCCCAGAUCUUACAAACAGUUUGUUAGGUGUGUUGAUUAGAUUCCGUAAGGAGCAGGUCCCUGUUACGGCAGAUAUAGAACAGAUGUUCUAUUGCUUUUCAGUUAAUGAGAAACAUAGGAAUUUUUUGCGGUUCCUUUGGUACAAGGAUAAUGAUCCGAACCAAAACUUAAUAGAUUAUAGGAUGUGUGUGCAUGCAUUUGGCAACACAUCCUCACCUGCCAUUGCUACCUAUGGUUUGCGUAAGUCGGUUGCAAAUUCUGAUCCAGACGUGCAAGACUUUGUGUCUAAAGACUUCUAUGUGGAUGAUGGUCUUACAUCUAAAUCCACCCCUGGUCAGGUGGUUGAUUUGAUUAAGAGAACACAAAAAGACUUAGCAGCAUGUGGUUUACGUCUGCACAAGAUAGCCUCGAGUAGUGCUGAUGUUAUGAAAUUGAUAGAUGUUGAAGAUCUUGCAAAAGAUAUUAAAUGUUUAGAUUUUGACAAAGAUGUUUUACCCAUUCAGCGUAGCCUGGGGAUGAAUUGGGCUUUAGAGGUUGAUAGCUUUACUUUCAGAAUCGAGGCCUCUAGUCGUCCUCUCACAAGACGUGGCAUUUUAGCUACCGUGAAUAGUCUGUUUGAUCCUUUGGGGUUUAUGGCUCCUGUAACAGUCAUUGGAAAGCUCAUACUGAGACAGUUGAUGUGUUUUGACAAGGAUUGGGAUGAUCCAAUACCUCCAGAUAUUAAGUCCAAGUUCUUAUCUUGGAAGGAGUCCUUAGAAACCCUUAGUAACAUCCAAAUACCUAGCCCCUACUUUAAAGUGUCUCUCGAGAAGUUCACACACUUUGAGCUUCAUAUCUUUUCAGAUGCUUCUGAAUUAGCUAUAUCAGCUGUGGCAUAUACGGUUGGAGUGGGCUUGGGAGGUAGAGACGCCAGUUUUGUUUUAGGAAAGUCUAAGGUUGCCCCUCAAGCAGGACACACAAUCCCUAGACUUGAACUGUGUGCUGCUGUACUUGCGGUUGAGUUAGCAGAUAUUAUAGUUGAGCAUAUAGGGAUAACUAUCUCAGAAUUUAAGUUUUAUACAGACAGUCAUAUAGUUCUUGGUUACAUUCAUAAUCAGUCCAGGCGCUUUUAUACUUACGUAGCAAACCGAAUUCAAAGGAUUCAUCGGUCUACCAAACCUCUUCAGUGGAGUUACAUCUGUUCCUCUAUAAACCCAGCUGACAUUGGUAGCAGAGGUUUGAGCCCUGCACAGUUACAGCUUAGUACAUGGUUUUCAGGACCUGCAUUUCUGCGUAAAAUUACAAAGGAUUUACCAGGGUUCUUUCCCUUGUUACAUCCUGAAGUUGAUACAGAAAUCCGCCCACAAGUAACUGCUUUAACGACAGUUACUUCUCCCGGCCUAUCUUGCAGCUCCUGGUCAGACAGAUUUGCACGGUUUUCUAGAUGGAACAAACUUGUAAUUGCUAUUUCUUUUCUUAGGUAUGUGGCCCGUGCCCAUCACAUGAAACAGCUUGAUAGUGAUUUGCUUAAUGCUCAAGUUCAUUAUAAAACCCCAGAUUUUAGGAGACAAUCUGAAUUGUUCAUUCUCCAGCAGGUACAAGGGGAAGUGUAUGAGCAGGAGUUAGAAUCUUUGCAAAACAACUGCCCAGUUCCUAAAAGUUCGCCACUGUACUCCCUUGACCCUUUUCUUGAUAGUGAUGGGUUGUUAAAAGUUGGUGGCAGGUUGCGGCGAAGUAGUUUACCUGACCAUGAAAAACACCCUAUUAUUCUGUCUGGAAAACACUCUAUUUCAAGACUUAUAACUUCUCACUGCCAUGAAUUGGUGCAACACCAAGGUAGGCACUUUACAGAGGGUGCAGUUAGAUCCAAUGGUUACUGGAUUACUGGGGGCAAGAGAUUGGUUACUAGUGUUAUUUUCCACUGUGUAAAAUGCAAGAAAUUAAGGGGGCAUUUUGAAACCCAGAAAAUGUCGGAUCUUCCUUUAGAUAGAAUUGAAAGGUCUCCUCCAUUUUCUCACGUAGGGGUGGACGUGUUCGGCCCUUGGAAUGUAGUUACAAGGAAGACCAGAGGUGGUCAAGCAUGCUCUAAACGCUGGGCUGUCCUGUUUACGUGCUUAGCAAUUCGGGCUGUGCAUAUUGAAGUUAUAGAGGAGAUGACAUCUUCAGCUUUUAUUAAUGCUUUAAGGCGGUUCAUGGCUAUAAGAGGAAAAGUUAAGGUGUUCCGUUCCGAUCGCGGAACAAAUUUUGUGGGUGCCACAGAUAGCCUUAAGAUAGAUGCUAUAACUGUGGAAGAUCAGGAGACUAGAAAUUUCCUGUACAAAUCUGGCAGUAUUUGGUUAUUCAAUCCACCUCAUAGUUCCCAUUUUGGUGGAUCUUGGGAACGUAUGAUUGGUAUCUCACGAAGAAUACUUGAUUCCAUGCUUAAUAAUGUUUCCAACCUCACUCAUGAUGUUUUGGUUACGGUGAUGGCAGAGGUUUGUGCAAUUAUAAAUGCACGUCCGAUUGUACCUGUUUCUAAUGAUGUUGAAAAUCCUUGUGUAUUGAGUCCAUCUUCUCUUUUAACUCAAAAGUUUGUUAGUGAACAGGCAUUGGGAGAUAUGGAUAUUAAAUUAUUAUAUAAGGAUCAGUGGAAAAGGGUUCAAUACCUCGCUGACCAGUUUUGGUUAAAAUGGAAGCGGGACUAUCUCCAAACCCUUCAGAAAAGGCAAAAAUGGAAUUGUGAACAGAUUCCUGUAGAAGUUGGUGAUGUUGUCCUUGUGAAGGACAAAACUCUAAACCGUAAUCAGUGGCCGAUUGCUCUUAUUUCUCGGGUCUUUCCAAGUUCAGAUGGCCUUGUUCGUAAGGCUGAGGUUGUUAUGAACAAAGAUGGAAAACGAUCGACUUACCUUAGACCCAUUGUUGACUUGGUGCUUCUUGUGAAAGCCAAAAAUUAGGCAUUUAUUUUUUGACAGUAUUUACUUAUUCAGUGAUGAUGUCAUAGUGAUUAAGCUGGAUUGUUUUUUAAAUAGUGUUGAGUCAUGGUAUAAAAAAUAAUGUUAUUUUUUAUGCUUGAACAGUUUUAGCUUAGAAUGUGAAUCUGUAGUAAGAAAUGAAUGUUUAAUAUCUUCCUACAACAUGCUAUGUACAUUAGGAAUAUGACUUCUUAUAUAUAUGUAUGUGUGUGUAUAUAUAUAUACCCUUUUUUUUUGUAUGACUUGUUCUCUUGUGUAGAAGAUUGUUAUCUUGGAUAAUAUGUCUAAUUAGUUAGAGUUGAGUGAUAUCUACGAUAUCAAGGGGGGAGUGUGGUGCCCCUCUAUCCAGAGUACUUUUUGUUGAUAUAAAAUCUUUCCGGUAGUUCUUUUCGGUAUUAAGCACGUUUUUAUUGCCACUGAGGGCGCCAUGUUUGUUUUUUCUGAGUUUCAAGUUUUUGAGUCGAAAUUCUCUUGUAUAGCCGCUCAUGGUUAAUUUACCCGAUGGCACGAUAUACAUUAAAGAGCUUGAACAGUCAGUGUCUUCGUCUUGUCAAUUGGGUUCGCUAGCUGCAAAGUACAUCUUAGGGCAGCAUAACCUGUAGUAUUUAUUUGUCACAAAUAAAGAAAGAAAUACAGAUGUCCUUUUUAUCCAUUGCAAAGGAAUUUAAAGGGACAAAUAGUUUCGUACUAGACAGAGACCAUAAAUCAGGCAAGAUGAAAACCAAAUAAUUUCCGCGUGUGAGGCGGACUUUGAUAUCGACUAAUUUCUUCUGUUAUAACUCAAGUAUUAGCCAUUUCAAUAAAAUUUUAUGAUGUUUUCAAAAUGAUUAGAUCAAAUAUUGAAAUAUUUGCCACUCGUCAUAGUAACAGAUUCGAUUUUAUUGACCAAUUUAUUCAUGGGUGAAGGAAGACACAGUGGAGGAAGAUGAAGUAGAGACCCAAAUGAAUAGAUGACGUUAAUGGGAUGUUCCGGUAUACAUGUAUUUUCAUAAAAUAUAUCCUAGAUAUAUUUUUACCGUUGUACUUAAUUGAUAAAGAGAAACAAAAUUGCCUUUUCUCCGAUAAAAUCUUUGAAUAAAAGUCACUGCCUUACAGUAUCUGAAUCAUCCGAACGAAAUGAAACCAUUGCAAUCUAAGGUAGUAAUGAUUCUAGAAAUAUUGUCCAGUCAGUGGUUUAAGUAUGGAAAGUUGAUAACUGGUAUAUUUUAUUCUGAAGCAAUUUUCUGUUGAAUACCUAAGGUUAUGUCAGCGAAAUCAUGAAAAACGCACAUUCACAUCAACUGUGUUAAAAAAAAAAUCAUGAAAUUGCAUAAUUCAAGCACCACCCCUUGCUCGAACUUGUCGUUGGGUCUCGCCAAAGUCCCUGUAUAAUGUUUAUUGUUUGAUGGCUGGAACUACUGAUAAUUCGAACAAAGUAUGCCGGUCCAGUCGAGUUCAAGCAAAUAAAGUUUGACUGUAUAUUGAGCCUGUUCUGUGACGUAUCCCAGCAUUCCCCAGCUGAUACAGAAAAGCAUGUGCUGGUAUAAUGAGCUACAUUAACUUCCGAAGAAUGCCGAAAUAGUAUACAAAAAUUAUU
This is a messenger RNA of Mercenaria mercenaria, 4997 nucleotides long. RefSeq lists its product as uncharacterized. NCBI's taxonomy places the organism in Eukaryota, Metazoa, Mollusca, Bivalvia, Venerida, Veneridae. The record is from RefSeq and is a predicted model, not a curated record. Gene Ontology annotation, biological process: DNA integration. Gene Ontology annotation, molecular function: nucleic acid binding. The coding region runs from base 140 to 3403 and encodes 1087 amino acids. The transcript has 2 exons.